Messenger RNA from Thelazia callipaeda (thelaziosis nematode), 402 nucleotides. Lineage: Eukaryota; Metazoa; Nematoda; Chromadorea; Rhabditida; Thelaziidae. The record is from the annotation of a GenBank genome assembly.
AUUAUGCUACCAUUCGCUUAUUUAUCUAAACGUAUAUUACCAUGCAAAAUGUGGGGUAUUGGUAUGUGCUUUUCAUCGGCAGCGACACCUGCACCAGGCAGGAUAUAUACACAAAGAGAACUGUUUGAAGUGAAAAAAGCUAUGAUGACAUCAAACAAUCCUGAAAGUUAUGCAUUGGCAUCUGCAUUUAUGAAUCAUCGGGCCGAUCGUCCAUCGAACUACAAACCCGAUGUGCCCAUGGGUCGAUUCAUCCAACCUUCUCUUAAGGAAAAGAGACUUCUUGUUUUAACAAGAAUCUACAAACGUGUAUCUGAUAUUCCGGAAUCUAUUAGGUGGGAGAUUCUAGCUUCGGUUCUUAGCUAUAAAAAACGGUGUAGAUACAAUUUUGAAUUGAUCGAUUGA